Molecule: messenger RNA, 621 nt
Organism: Pteropus alecto (black flying fox)
Lineage: Eukaryota; Metazoa; Chordata; Mammalia; Chiroptera; Pteropodidae
Gene: LRCOL1
Product: leucine rich colipase like 1
Exons: 4
Coding region: 1-621 (206 amino acids)
Biological process (GO): lipid catabolic process; digestion
Cellular component (GO): extracellular region
Molecular function (GO): enzyme activator activity
Source: RefSeq, a predicted model, not a curated record
AUGGCGCGUGCCAGGCUCCUGCUGCUGCUGCUGGGGUGUGCGCUGCCCGAGCUCCUGGUGCUCCAGCCCCACAAAGGUCCGGCCCGCAAGGUUGGGGAGGUCUGUAGGGACCACCUGGAGUGCCAGAGCGGAUGCUGUGUCACCAAGAACCUGAACCCUCAGAAGUUCUGCACGUCCCAGACGGUCUUCACGCUGUGCUUCUCCUCGCGAAGGGUGCGUCCUGCCCGCGGGGCGAGCGCCUCCGCCUCCGGGGAGGGGGCCGGUGGGGCGGGACGGGCUGCGCCUCCCCUCCUCCUGCAGCCCGACAGUCACACGUGCAAGGACCACCAGGAGUGCCACAGCGGCUGCUGCACCACCGAGAAGGACGACGGGGUCCGGCUCUGCAUGCCCAAGACCAUCUUCCUCCACUGCUUGCCCUGGCGCAAGCCAAAUGGGGACCACUGCAAGGACCACAAAGACUGCAAGUCCAAGUGCUGUAUCCAGCUGACCGAGAUCAGCACCCCACGCUGCAUCCCCCGCAGUGGGCUCCUGGCCCAGUGCCUGCCGAUGAACCACGGGUCCCUCCAGAGUGUCCGACUCCAUGAGGGCGAGGCCAAGGGGACAGCUGUGCACACGGCUUAG